Molecule: messenger RNA, 2401 nt
Organism: Rhea pennata
Lineage: Eukaryota; Metazoa; Chordata; Aves; Rheiformes; Rheidae
Gene: MPPED2
Product: metallophosphoesterase domain containing 2
Exons: 7
Coding region: 227-1111 (294 amino acids)
Molecular function (GO): hydrolase activity
Source: RefSeq, a predicted model, not a curated record
GGCGCAGGCUCUGCCCCGGCCGCGCCCCCGCAGCCCCAUGGAGCGGCCCCGCCGCCCGCGCUGAAGGCAUCGCCGACCCGCAGCGAGAGGCGGCGGAGGGAAGAGGGGAGAGGUACACAGAGUGGAUGAGGAGGUGCUUGGACUCUGGAGCUGCCUGGAACACGAUGCCCUGCCCCACUCUCAGCUUUGGGAAGUUGUAAAUUGCUCAUGUCCAUAAGGAGGAAGGAUGGCUCAUGGAAUUCCUUCACAAGGCAAAGUUACCAUAACGGUGGAUGAAUACAGCUCAAAUCCAACGCAGGCGUUUACACACUACAAUAUUAAUCAGAGCAGGUUUCAGCCUCCACAUGUGCAUAUGGUCGACCCUAUUCCAUAUGAUACUCCAAAACCAGCGGGCCACACGCGAUUUGUCUGCGUCUCAGACACGCACUCCAGAACAGAUGGCAUCCAGAUGCCUUAUGGGGACAUCCUUCUCCACACGGGCGAUUUCACCGAACUGGGACUGCCCUCAGAGGUUAAGAAGUUUAAUGACUGGUUAGGAAACCUGCCAUAUGAAUAUAAAAUAGUGAUUGCUGGGAAUCAUGAACUGACAUUUGAUAAGGAAUUCAUGGCAGACCUUGUUAAACAAGAUUACUACCGCUUUCCCUCUGUGUCCAAAUUGAAACCAGAGGACUUUGACAAUGUUCAGUCACUCCUGACAAAUAGUAUUUACUUGCAAGAUUCAGAGGUAACAGUUAAAGGAUUCCGAAUAUAUGGUGCUCCCUGGACACCGUGGUUUAAUGGAUGGGGCUUUAAUCUACCCAGAGGUCAGUCUUUGCUAGACAAGUGGAACCUUAUCCCUGAGGGUAUUGAUAUACUAAUGACGCAUGGACCUCCCCUUGGUUUUCGGGAUUGGGUCCCAAAGGAGCUGCAGAGAGUUGGUUGUGUGGAACUGUUAAACACAGUGCAGAGGCGAGUCCGGCCCAAACUCCAUGUCUUUGGUGGAAUUCAUGAAGGUUACGGCAUUAUGACGGACGGUUACACGACGUACGUCAACGCCGCGACGUGUACGGUCAGCUUUCAGCCAACCAAUCCGCCCAUUAUAUUUGACCUGCCAACCCCUCAAGGAUCAUGAAGCACUGCUGCACAUUUGGAACUGGGGAGGUCUAUAAACUGCCAUUUUCUAAUUACAAACCUUGCAUUCUCUUACAUGUUUAUUUCAAAAUUAUGUAGGGGCAUUUUGUUGGAGGGAUCGGGGAGGUGUUUGGGGGCUUUUUUCUUUUUUUCUUUUUUUUUUUUUUUUUGGUAAAUUGCUGGUACAAAACAACCAGAGGAAGUUAGAGGUUGUGCUUUUUGGAAAUGCAGCGUUCAUUUUUAAUUGAUAAAGCAUUGUGAAUUUGUAAAAUGAAUUUUUUUUCAAUAAACUUGCCAUUGUAAAUUGUUAUAGUGUUCUCAAAAGGACAGCCAAGCUUUCUUUUAAUAAGUGAGAGACCUUAUUUUAAUAUUAUACUAUAAGCUAAAAGAUAGGCAGCAUUUAAAAACACCCAGAUUUGCACAACUUAUGUUAUUGUCAUUUUUUUUUAAGUGUCUUCAUUUUCCCUAAGUCUAAAUGUUAGCUUUUCAUCUCUCCAUUUAUAUCAAACUUUUUUUAGUAGCACAAACAUGAUUUUGGGGGUCCAUUUACCUCUUGAUAUGUGUGCAUGUACUGAAAAUUCUUCCUAUUAAUAGUCAGAUGCAGCAAGGGGAGAAUAAACUUCUUAGUUGGUUGUCUACUUUUAUAUGUUAAAGACUGAUAGACAUAGCCGCAGCCUGUAUGUGAUACGUAACUUUUUUUUUUCUUUUUUAAAUUAUUUUAGCUUUAAAAACUGGGGAUGAAAGCUGCAAAAGAGCAGGUAUUUCACGCAGUAAAAAAAAAUGUAAAUGCGGACUCCUUUUAAAUAUGAAUUUAUAUAUAUAUGUAUUUUUUGUGCAUUAUAACUAAGCUAGGAAUUUAAUAUUGCCAGUAUAGCAUCUACAAAAUUAUGCUGUACAGCACAUCUAAAUUAUGACGGAUGUGACACAUUUUCCAAGUGCUCAAGGCCUUCAAGAGCCUGAGUUAAAUCUUUGUUGUAGUUCAGACAUGUAUAGAGUCAAAUGGAUACAAUCAAGCCUAACUAAAAUAAGGCUUAGUUGUCCUUUAUAUUUAAAUAUUCUUCUUGUAUUAUUUCCUUUUUCUUAUUUUGCACUGUGUGUAAAUGCAAUCUUGCUAGCACAAAAUACUGUUGCAGAUAGUUAUUUCUGUUCUACCACUGUAAAUGCUAUUGAGCUUUGUUCUGUUUUAUGUUACCUUGUUAAUGGAAUUUAGAAAAGCAGCUGUUUCUUUAAAUUUAUUGUGAUAUUAUAUCUAGCGGCCUUUAUAUGCAAAUAAAAUUGCAAGAUUUUUAAA